UAUAUUAUUUUGAGACUCUGCGUUAAUGUUCAAAGCUUGCCUUGUUGAUGCCCCUCAUGCCUGUGACCUUCAACCGGCAUGUUACCACCAAGCCCAUUUCCACCCCUGCUGGUGUGUGAUGCUGCUCUCGGCGAAGCUCCCGCCGUCUCCGAUGGUGCGGCGGAACCGCACCAACGGAGGUGUCCGUUCCAUUGUGCGGUACGUGUGUCAGUGUAGCCACAAUCGCAGAUAAACCCACCCCUCUGACUGCCUCCAUGAUUGAUUAGCGUGCUCGACCUCCCACGUACUCCACUCAUACCGUGAUAAAAGGCGAGAACUCCUAAAACGCGAAAGAUUGUCUGACGAAGUAAGGGAAAUCUGCGUUUUGUGAGAAGCGGCAGAAAUAAACCUUGGCCAAUCAGAAAGCAGGAAGCGGACGAGCGUGUUGGUUUUCUGUUUUCAGUCUACUCGCUUCGCCGUGUUUACCGGGGGCGAGCGAGAGAACGUGUGCGUGUGGUGGCCAAGGGUUGUUUUCUGCCGUGACGUUUCUUUUUGGCACGUGAUGUUUCGUGGCGUGACGUAUUGGACUGGACAAAUUUCGCGUCUAAGUUUCCCCUGUUUUCGGGGCGACAUGGAUUCGCAUCCAAAUCUCGGAAAAGGGCCUGCCGACGGGAUCCGUACGUCGGUGGAUGCCUCGAUCGCCGACGGCGGCGGCAGCAGCGGUGGUGGCGGUGUCCCUCCCUCCGCCACUGUGGCGGGCGCGGCUGCCGCAAUAGCAUUGGCAGCCAAGCAGGACCAGCAGAACCCGCCGCCGCAGCAACAGCAGCCGCCGCAGCAGCAGCCGCAACAGCAGCGGCAGCAGCAGCAGCAGCAGACGCAGCAACUUCAACGUCAGCAGCAAGAAGCGGCAGCUGGGGCCGCAGCCGCGGCGGGGUCGGCGGUCGGCGGGGAUGAGGCACGGCUGGCCGACGGCAUGGCUGGUUUAUCCGUGGAGGGCCUCGGUGGGUCGUCUGCGGUGGCCGGGGGGAACAACCUGGGUGCCGGUGCGGCGUCGGGGGCGCCGGGUGCGUUGCAGCUUGUGAUGUUGCAGCAAGAUAACGAGAAUCUCGUUGCGAAAGUAUCGGCUUUGGAGCAAUCCCUGCAGCAGUUGCUGAACAACCAAGGUGGGGCGCGGGUUCGCACGUGGUCGGCCCGCAUGCUGCUGAUGGCGCGGGAGCCGCGGUGGCGGUCGGUGCGGGUCUUGGUGCAGCUGCUGCUCCUGGGUCGGACGCUGAUCGCCAGCGUCGCUUCGCAAAAGCGGAAUUCGAGAGUACCGCUUCUGCUUGGCGUGCGGGACGUUUGAUGUGGGCGCUGCGUGGUAAGCGGGGAAUUGACGUUCCCAACAAAGAGACCCUGCAAACGAUGAUGGGGGGGACCGUUACCGGCACCGACAAGACCUUGCAGCAGCUUCGGACCAUGUCCGGACUGAACGUCCUCGACUUCCUUCCCGUUGGCAAUUCUGGUGAGCUGUCAGUCCCGGACCACUUUGAUUUGACCUGUGCUGCGAUCGUUAACGUGUUGAAAUUUGGUCUCUCUGCCACCUCCGCGGACAACGCUGCAGCUCUGGCGCGCUUGCUGCCCAUGGAGCAGGCCAUACUUUCGGCGCGGGGUACGCUGCGAAUGCAAGCCCUCCGCCAUAUGGGCGAUUUUCAGGGGAGGGGGUCGCGGGGGACCUUCGCCGACCUCCCUAACGACGAUUUUCGGGAAUGGGCAAAUGCGGUAAUGUUGUGGAUGUUACCGAUGCAGAAUUUGCCGGUGCCGCCGGAGUCUUUCGAGCGCUUUGGCCCCCCGCCGGUUCCUCGGUUCGAUGGCAUCAACGGCUUCUCCAUGUCCGGGAGCAUUGCGCUACGGAUGUUCGGGACUGUGGGUGGUGGAGGUUCUUCUGGAUCGAGUGGGGGUAAGCGACGGCGGGGGGACUCCCGCUCCGCGGGUGGGGACUCCAAACGCCGGUCGAAGGUGUGUUUCGAAUAUCGCGACUCCCCAACAUGCAGGUGGGGCGACUCCUGCGUGUUCCGCCAUGCGACUGGGGGCGGCGAGGGUGGCGGCGGCGGUGGGGGCCGCGCU
Messenger RNA from Ectocarpus sp. CCAP 1310/34, 2082 nucleotides. The record is from the annotation of a GenBank genome assembly. NCBI's taxonomy places the organism in Eukaryota, Phaeophyceae, Ectocarpales, Ectocarpaceae.